GUAAUCCAAAUGUCCGAUUUACUGCAUCCCCAUCCCCAUCCCCAUCUGUAGGGCUUUUUUUUCACGAUUUAGGUAUCACAUUGUCUUUAAAAACUAAUAAAGUUUAUCAUGCAGAAAACGCAUCCCAUUGGCAAUUAUCAUAGCCUAUACUAUUUAUUUGUCACAAAUUACUAAUUAAGAUACUGCUUUAAUUAUCUGAAAAAGACACUAUCGAAAAAAAAAGGGUGUUUCACUUUUCAUUCCUUCAAUCCAGCUUCUGGGUAUAGUUUGAGCAACAAUGGAGGAGAAGUCAGAUUGUGAGAAUUGCAAGACAUGGGAAGAGGAAAUGUACUGGAAACAUUUCAAUUCCAUGCAUUUUUAUCAGAUCCUACCCAAAAACUUCAAUGAUCAUCUUGUAUUGCCUGAGAAAUUUGCUGCACAUAUGACAACCCAUGUACCAGACAUAGUGUCGCUCAUAGGCCCGAGUGGUACUAUGUGGGAAGUAGAGACUCAGAAAACCGAUAACCUGCUGCUUGUUGGAGAUGGGUGGAAGAACUUUGUAAAAACUUAUGAGUUGGAAGAAAACUGUCUCUUAAUGUUCAAAUAUAAGCGGAACUCGAGGUUUGAGGUCUUAAUUUUUGACCAAGAGAGUUUCUGUGAGAAGGAAUCGUGUUAUUUUGUUAAGAAAUGUAGGCACACAAAGUCUGAACAUGAAAAUCAUAAAAAGAGAAGUGUGAGAGAGGUUCAAGCACUGAGGUAGUUGAAGAUGAGAGAGGUGAUGGUUCUGCGUUUGUUUCAUCGAAGAAGUCUAAGAAAGAUGUUGAUAGGGAGGUCAACUGUGCAGAACGAGAGGAGAACACUCAAAAUCCUAAGAGUCAAUUGUCUACUGAUAUUAGACGUAGGCUAAGAAAGGUCCAACCUCGUAAGCAUCCUUUUACUUGUGUUCAUGAAAGCAGGAUCUUCCUUGCACAAAGUGGGGAGCUUGUUGAACGUCCUAUUGCAGAGGAAAAGCAGCCUAGCAUAAAUGUAGCUACCCAGGAACCGACUCAGAUUUCACUGAGAGAAAUGACCACCCCUCAAAAUGGAGAAACUUCUCCAACUAAAGACCAUUCUGACAAAUUCAAGGAUCAAAUCGUUGAUUUGGCAGAGAAGAGUCCAGGUGGAAAUGACAUUGGCCAGGAACUGAGUCCAAAUUCAGGGAGAGAUUGGAGCACCCCUGGCCCUGAGGAUGAAGAAGAUUCCUCAGAGACGAAUCAUCCUCACAAAGUCAACUCCUUAUCUGGAAAGGAGCCGACUGAAAAUGGUACUGCUAAAAAAAUGAGUCGAUUUUUAAGCAAGGGGCCCAUCGUUCUUAACUUUAGAGAAUGUUCCCCAGAGGCAGAUGAUUCUCACAAAUCUAUAAGGAAGAGAGGUAGAGCUGGUAGACCAAAGAAGCUAGCACUUCCUAAGUCUUUAAUUAAACAGGCGCCAAGAAGUGUCUCAGCUGGAAGAAAGGGUACCCCUGAGUACGUGUCCAAUAGAAGGGAAGUGACUUUGAUGGAGAAAGAGGAUGCUUUGCAAAGAGCAAACCAAGAACGAACUGAAAACAGUUUUGUUGUGGUGAUGCGACCUAGUAGUGUGUACCGGAGGUUUUACAUGAGCAUUCCUGCAGAAUGGAUGAACAAGAACCUAGCACUCCAAAGUCAGGAAUUUGUCCUUGGAGUGGAGGAUAAAACAUGGGUCAUCUCGUUUUAUUACAAUUUUAAAAGAGGAACGGGAGGACUCUGUGGCGAGGGGUGGAAGAAAUUUGUCCGGGAUAAUUCCUUGGAAGAAUUUGAUGUUCUACUCUUCAAGCUUCCUAACCCAAAUAAUGCAACAAUUGUAUUCGAUGUUGAAAUAUUCAGAGUGGUCCCAAAGAUCCUUCCUCCUCUUCUUGUCAAUUCUUCCAUUUUGGCAUGAAGAUCAUCUAUAUGCUACAACUAGUUAGUUAGUUAGUUAGUUAGUUAGUUAGUUAGUUAGUUAGUUAGUUAGUUAGUUGAUCUUUGGCUUCGUUGUAAUGAGAGAAGUAUGUAGUAUUCUGGACAGUUUAAUAUCUAGAGUUGGCGCUUUAAUCUAGCUGGAGAUGAUCUAUGAAUCUAUGAUCUAUGUAACAUACUCCUGAUUCCUCAACUAUCGAUCUACCUGCUAGUGUAUGACGGGACAUUAUGAAUGUUGCAGUCAAAUAUUUACUCUUCCUUACGGGA
Messenger RNA from Spinacia oleracea (spinach), 2201 nucleotides. RefSeq lists its product as uncharacterized. Gene Ontology annotation, molecular function: DNA binding. The record is from RefSeq and is a predicted model, not a curated record. The transcript is spliced from 7 exons. Lineage: Eukaryota; Viridiplantae; Streptophyta; Magnoliopsida; Caryophyllales; Amaranthaceae. Bases 1045 to 1917 code for a protein of 290 amino acids.